This is a messenger RNA of Bursaphelenchus xylophilus (pine wood nematode), 3311 nucleotides long. The record is from the annotation of a GenBank genome assembly. NCBI's taxonomy places the organism in Eukaryota, Metazoa, Nematoda, Chromadorea, Rhabditida, Aphelenchoididae.
AUGUCUACCAGGAGAAUGAAGUCGAACGCCGACAUCUGGAACGAGGAUUAUGAUUGGGAUGCUGAAUCAAGCAGCGAGUCGGUGGAGUGGGAAGAAGAGCCAGAAGAGAUUGAAGAAGCCAAAGAAGAAAUACCAUACAUCGAAACACUUGACAGUGCCGGCAGGGCUCGGUACGAGCGAAGACAAGUAUGGCUGCAAGAAUAUGAGUAAGUAACUUUUUAAUAAUUACUUUUGUGGACACAAUAGUACUUUCAAACAAAAUUGGGGAAAUUUUGGCGUAUUUAUAAAGAAAAAAUGUAGGAAAUUACCGUAAAAUCCAUUAGAGGUGCAAUUGUUUCACUUGACUGAAUUUUUUUCAGAGAAUCAAGGAAUUGCGCUUCGACCAGCCAGGAUACAGCCUUCAGCUGGUAUUCAAAAGCCCAUCGAGCCGAAGAGGAACAUCAUGUGGAAGAUGAGACCAGAUUAAGAGGGUACAUGCGGUGCAUUGAGUUCUGGCCAUCAACUUCCGAUAUCAAAGAAGCCAAUCGGGUCACCAGAAGGCUGUACAUGAGAAGCCAAACCCUGCAGAGGCUCGAGGAUAAGAUGAUGGAAAGCUAUUUGAGGUAGGUUAAUAGAUAGAACAAAUCUGGGGUUUAUGUUAACCUAGAGUAAAAUCGCAUGUUAUUUCUAGAUCUUCAAACUAAUCAACAACUUUUUUUAGACAAAGGCCUUCUCCAGCCGUCGAAAGAGCGCAAGAAAAGCUCAUACAGCUGAUUGAAAAGCAGCUGCAGGGCAAGUAUCCCGGCUGCAGCAUCCGACCAUACGGAGGAAGUCAUAAUGGAUUCGGCACCCAGUGCAGUGACUUGGAUAUAACGAUCAUCACGCCAGAGAUAAUAAGAGAGUGGAAUGAGGAGGACGGGUAAGUUUCAUGACUUCUCAUGGUUGGGCCCGAACUCACCCCCUUUUUGAACACUCCUUUUCAUUUUGAAAAACUAAGGUGUGACAUGUUAUACGAUGAAAUUUUUUUGAAAAUUGAAGAAAAAGGGCGUGACAUGUUAUACGAUGAAAUUUUUUAGCAAAUUGAAAAAAUAGGGUGUGGUAUAUUAUAUGAUAAAAGUUUUUUGCAGAUUGAAAAAGAUAAGGUGUAACAUGUUAUACGAUGAAAAGUUUUUUGCAAAUGAAAAAAUAAAAUGUGACAUGUUACACGAUGAAAUUUUUUUGCAAAUUGAAAAAAUAGGGUGUGUCAUAUUAUACGAUGACAAGUUUUUUGCAAAUAAAAAAAUAAGGCGUAACAUUUUAUACGACGAAAAGUUUUUUGCAAACGAAUAAAUAAUAUGUGACAUGUUAUGCAGGGUGUCCAGAGAAAUUCCGCGGAAAGUGUUUGCUGAUUUCUCGGCGCUCAGGCAAGAUAUUCAAAAAAUUCUUUUUGCACUAGAAAGAAGAAUACGGGCGGUUUUUUGUCUAAAAAAGAUUUUUUUGUCCGCCGACGCGGAACAUACUGCAUUCGGCGGAGACUUUUGAUCGCUUUUUUGGUCAUCACACCAAUCCUAAAAGCUUCAGUACGAUUUCUGAUGGUUAAAAAGAGAAUGUUAUUUUAUUUUUAUGUUUACCAAACGUUCGGCAAUGGAAUGGCGAGUUUUCCGGAGGCCACAACUCAGCUUCGGAUAGGAGAUGUCCCAAACAUUAUGUGGCUAGCAUUCUUUGCUGAUCCCAUAUGCUCUCCAAAAUUUUGUCGCCAGGCCUUGGCAGCAGCUUAGCCAUCAGUAAACCACUUGGUGCACCAGAAAACAACAAAAUAUUUUUUGUUUAAACUUCUCGUUGCCCCGCUGUUCCAAACUUCCGCACGUUGCGUUCGGACUUUAUCGUUGUUGACGCAACUACACAGUGCGGUGCAGUCGCUAAAUGCGAUUGCAUAGCGUUGUCGUCGGUCUACUGAUCCUUUUGGAAAAAACUGAAGGCUUCCCGAUAGUUUCAGGAUCAUAGUAAAGCGCUUAGGAUUGGUGUGAUGACCAAAAAAGCAAUCAAAAGUCUCCGUCGAAUACAGUAUGUUCCGCGUCGGCGGACAAAAAAUCUUUUUUAGACAAAAACCCGCCCGUAUUCUUCUUUCUAGUGCAAAAAGAAUUUUUUGGAUAUCUUGCCUGAGCGCCGAUAAAUCGGCAAACACCUUCCGCGGAAUUUCUCUGGACACCCUGUACAACGAAAAUUUUUGGGUGGGAGUUCAGAAAAUGAGGGAUAGUUCGCCUGCAACGACUUUUUGUUUACUUCAGUAUUUUUAAAAUCAUGAAAAAUAUUUCAGGUUCGUAUGCCACGGAAUCCUACCCAAGAUAACAAAUAUUGUGGAAAUCCUUGAAAGCGAAGAAAAUCGACAAGCCACAGGCCUCAGCUCGAUGGAAAACCUCGAGUUAAUCAAUGUAAGUUGAAAGCAUUUUUAACGCUCUUAGAUUUCAUCUUCCGGAUUAGAAGUCAAAUUUUUCAGAUCCCCUUGGCAAAGAUGGAGUUCGAAAAAGAUGGCCAUAAAAUCGAAGUUGAUUUUUCCAGUGGAAAUAUCAAUGGAGUCAGGAACACCAAGAUCCUAAAGAUAUAUUCAAGGUAAGCAAAUUUUCAUCAAUUAGAAUGUUUUGCGUCUCAAACUGCUUAGCUGUAUUUUUUAUCGCUUUUUUUCAGAAUUGACGAAAGGGCAGUUCAAUUGAUGACAGUCAUUAAGAAAUGGGCCAAAAAAAAUGAACUGCAUGGUGGGCCACUGUAUAGGUUUAAUACCUACAGUUUGGUGAUCUUGGUCAUCAACUUCUUGCAGAAAGGAGUUAGCCCGCCGAUCCUCCCAGAACUGAGUAAAAUAACCGCGCUGUUGGAUUGUGGUCUGUACGACCAAAGUGUGGAAGAAGUUGUGGCUUUAUUGAAGUGGGGUUAGUUAUUUUUAAUUAUUUUUCAUGUUAGAUCAAAACUUACUUUAUUAGAAAUCAAAGAUUAUUAACUGUCUAAUUUCAAUAUUUUUAGAGCAAAGACCUGAUGACAUAAGCAUCACUGAACUUCUGAUUGGGUUCUUUGCCUAUUAUGCACAAUUCAACUUCAGUGAGUGGACUGUUAACCUGAGAAGGGCUCAACUAACCAACAGGAAUACAGUGGGCGACGAUUGGUAUGAAAAUAAAAAACAGCGAAUUAGCAUAGAAUGCGCCGUUAUGGCCAGAAGCCCGACCAGAAGCCUUAGCGAAGAAUGUUAUCUGGCCUUUAGAAGUACUUUAAACACUAUGAAUAAGGUCAUUUGGCAAGAAUUAGCCGGAGGCCAUGAAGACGAGAAAACAACGGAAAAAAUUUUUGAUUUAAUGGGUUUAUAG